AUGGCUGUUCUGCACCAUUAUGCAACAGUCCUUUCCAGCGCCCUUGCAUUCGUCCCUUCAAACUAUGCACUACGAUUCGGAUGGGCUACCAAGCAGUUUCUUGAGGAGAUAAACAAGUGGACAGUCCAGUACAACGUGUCUCCGCUGUCAUGGAAUGUCGCCGUCAAGUUCCUCAUGGCCAGGAAGUUUGAUGUGCUCCGUGCUGUGGAGUUGUUCCAUUCAUACAGAGAAACAAGAAGAAAGGAAGGCAUCGUGAAGCUGAAGCCUCAUGAGGAGCCGCUCCGUUCUGAGAUCCUCAGUGGCAAGUUCACCAUCCUAAAUGUUCGGGACCCAACUGGAGCUUCCAUUGCUCUCUUCACUGCCAGACUGCAUCAUCCCCACAAGUCAGUCCCGCACGUGGUUCUUCAGGCUCUGUUCUACUUGCUAGACCGAGCGGUGGAUAGCUUUGAAACUCAAAGGAAUGGACUAGUGUUUAUCUAUGACAUGUGUGGUUCUAAUUAUGCCAACUUUGAGCUGGAACUUGGCAAGAAGGUCCUAAAUCUGCUGAAGGGGGCAUUCCCAGCUCGCCUGAAGAAGGUACUGAUUGUGGGAGCUCCUAUAUGGUUCCGAGUUCCCUACUCCAUCAUCAGCCUGCUCCUGAAGGACAAAGUCCGGGAGAGGAUUCAGAUACUAAAGACAUCUGAGGUGACCCAGCACCUGCCCAGGGAGUGCCUUCCAGAAAACCUGGGUGGGUACGUCAAAAUUGACCUGGCCAAUUGGAAUUUCCAGUUCCUACCCCAGGUGAAUGGCCACCCCGACCCCCUGGAUGAGAUCAUCCUGUUCUCCCUACCUCCUGCCUGCGACCUGGCCUCAGUGCACGUGCCCGGCCCCCAUGCCAUGACCAUCCACGAGCUGGUGCACUACGUCAACGCGCGGCAGAAGCGUGGCAUAUACGAGGAGUAUGAGGAUAUCCGGCGGGAGCACCCCGUGGGCACCUUCCACUGCUCCAUGUCUCCAGUGAACCUAGAGAAGAACCGUUAUGGGGACGUGCCCUGCCUGGACCAGACCAGGGUGAAGCUGACCAAGAGAAGCGGCCUCACUCAGACAGAUUACAUUAAUGCCAGUUUCAUGGAUGGCUAUAAGCAGAAGAAUGCUUACAUUGGUACACAAGGGCCCUUGGAGAAUACUUACCGGGAUUUCUGGCUCAUGGUGUGGGAGCAGAAAGUCUUGGUGAUUGUCAUGACCACGCGCUUUGAGGAAGGUGGCCGGAGGAAGUGUGGCCAGUACUGGCCUUUAGAAAAGGACUCUCGGAUCCGCUUUGGCUUCCUCACCGUGACUAAUUUAGGCGUGGAGAACAUGAACCAUUAUAAGAAAACAACGCUAGAAAUUCACAACACGGAGGAGCGGCAGAAACGCCAGGUGACCCACUUCCAGUUUCUCAGCUGGCCGGACUACGGUGUGCCGUCCUCCGCGGCCUCACUCAUCGACUUCCUCCGAGUGGUCCGGAGCCAGCAGAGCCUGGCCGUGAGCAGCACGGGCGCACGCGCCAAGGGGCAGGGACCCGAGCCACCCAUCGUGGUCCACUGCAGCGCGGGCAUUGGCAGGACAGGUACCUUCUGCUCCCUGGACAUCUGCCUGGCCCAGCUGGAAGAGCUUGGCACCCUUAAUGUGUUCCAGACAGUGUCGCGCAUGCGCACCCAGAGGGCCUUCAGCAUCCAGACCCCUGAGCAGUAUUACUUCUGCUACAAGGCCAUUCUGGAGUUCGCAGAGAAAGAGGGCAUGGUUCCCUCCGGCCAGAAUCUGCUGACCAUGGAGGGUCAGUAACUGUCCCGCACGUUUCCUACCUGCUGGCCAGCCUUCCUUAAACCACCCUGGACUCUGCUGAGCCUAGAGGUGCCGUCAGUCCCACCGAAGCCAUGGACAGAGCCAUCGGCGUCUCCUGGUGCAGGCGGGCACGCCGGGCAGCCUUGCCCUUUGGCUAGCGAAGUGUGGUGAAAUUGUCACUAGAAAAGGGCCAGCGGCGAUGUGUUCUUCACUCCUAGCACCUGCUAUUGAACUGUGCCUUAUUAAAACCAAAUUGUGGCUAUUGAUUUUUUGCCAGGGGGCCGAGGUAAGUGGGGCAGGAACCUCCCUCCCCCUCCCCAGUGCCAUUCUUCUGGAGGUUUCCUCUCUCCCACUCCUUUCCUUUGCUAGGAUUUCACCAGGAGGCUUGGUGAGCGCUCACCUUCCUACCCAGAGAGCUUGACCAUGUGACGUACGCUGGCGCCUGGCCCACAUGCCAAGCACGUUUUUCCAGAGGGCGUGUGUGCCCAUCUCUCCCGUCCUCCUGUGUGUGUGUGUAUGCGCGUAUGCACUCUUCCGUGUAUGGAUCUAUAUGUGUGUGUGUAUAUAAUAUAUAUUGUAUGUGAUAAUAUGGUCGUAUUCUAUAAAUACAUAUACACAC
Messenger RNA from Dipodomys ordii (Ord's kangaroo rat), 2422 nucleotides. RefSeq names its product protein tyrosine phosphatase, non-receptor type 9 (gene Ptpn9). The coding region runs from base 1 to 1803 and encodes 600 amino acids. The transcript is spliced from 13 exons. The record is from RefSeq and is a predicted model, not a curated record. Gene Ontology annotation, biological process: protein dephosphorylation. NCBI's taxonomy places the organism in Eukaryota, Metazoa, Chordata, Mammalia, Rodentia, Heteromyidae. Gene Ontology annotation, molecular function: protein tyrosine phosphatase activity.